CUGAGUAAUUUGAAGCGUGAUCUCCGCUGGUGAACGUAUAUCCGACGACUCAUCAGCAGAAACGGAGUUGCUCCAGCUGAUCCCUUGUCAGCAUCUCACACACACACACACACACACACACGCACGCACGUGCGCGCGCGCGCACGCAUGCACGCACGCACGCACCCAUACUAAGGAAGGUGCGUUCGAUUUGCCGGCACACGUACGGCCGUGCAGGCACUAACACAGGGGCGCGCACCCCACCACCCUUAUCCGUGAGAGCGUAGCAGCGGACCAGCCGAUAAAAUGAAUGAGAAUGAUAAGUCAGUUAAGUGCGAGAACUCCGCCGGCGAGGAGGAGGAGGACGAGAUGUUCGAGCGCGAGCUGGCCGAGGACGCGCAGUGGAAGCGAAUUCAACAGAACACCUUCACGAGAUGGGCGAACGAGCGGUUGAAGGUGGCAAACAAGCACAUCGGCGACCUGGAAUGCGAUCUGUCUGACGGUCUCCAGCUGGUGAGUCUCAUCGAGGUGCUCUCGCAAAAGCGGCUGCCGAAACACAACCAGCGGCCCACCUUUCGUUCUCAGAAGCUGGAGAACGUGUCCGUCGCUCUUAAAUUUUUGGAGGACGAAGGCAUCAGGCUCGUUAAUAUCGAUUCUUCAGACAUCGUAGACUGUAAAUUAAAGUUGAUCCUCGGUUUAAUAUGGACCCUGAUCCUGCACUAUUCGAUCUCUAUGCCCAUGUGGGAAGGCGACGAUGGCGAGGACAAGGGCGCUACCCCGAAGCAAAGGCUGAUGCACUGGAUCCAAUCGAAGGUGCCGGAUCUACCGAUCUCGAACUUUACCUCCGAUUGGAACGACGGCCGCGCGGUGGGUGCGCUUGUUGACGCGGUCGCACCUGGCCUUUGCCCGGAUUGGCGGGAUUGGAACCCGAAAGAUGCAGUCCAGAACGCGUCCGAAGCGAUGGGCCUCGCUGACGACUGGCUCAAUAUUCCUCAGCUCAUUAAACCCGAAGAGAUGAUAAAUCCAAACAUCGACGAGAUGUCGAUGAUGACAUACCUAUCACAAUAUCCCAGCGCAAAAUUAAAACCAGGUGCACCUCUGCGCGCCCGUACGAACCCAAACAGCAUCCCACCGCCGCGAGUACGUGCUUAUGGUCCCGGUAUAGAACCAACCGGUUCAAUCGUUGGUGCUCCUGCCAAUUUCACCGUGGAAACCUUCUCCGCCGGCAAGGGUAACGUUGAUGUUGUCGUCGAUGAUCCCAAAGGGAAUAAAUUACCGGUCGAUAUCAGAUUCAACAAGGACAGGAAUCUGACAUACUCCGUGUCAUAUACUCCAAAAAUGGAAGGUCCGCACAAAGUGAAGGUACUCUUCGCUGGCAGAGAGAUUCCGAAGAGUCCAUACACCGUUAAUGUCGAAGGACACGCUGGUGAUCCGAGCAAAGUCACGGCAAGCGGGCCGGGUCUGCAACCGGAAGGAGUCGUCGUGAAUAGACCUACUUUCUUCGAUAUCUUUACAAAGGACGCCGGUCGCGGUGUGCCUGAAGUCAUCAUCUUAGAUCCGCAGGGUAGCAAAACCACGUCGGUAAAGCUGCGUCAGACCUCGGCAGACGUCUGGAGAUGCGAGUACGUAUCGCCAGUGACGGGUCUACAUUCCGUCAACAUAUUCUUUGCCGGCAAACCGAUACCUAGAAGUCCCAUUGGUGUAAAUAUUGCACCGGUUUCCGAUGCGAAGAAAUGCAGAGCGUACGGACGAGGACUGUUGCCUACUGGCGUCCGCGUCCAGGACAUCGCCGACUUCGUUGUCCUCACUAAGGAUGCUGGUGAGGGUGUACCGGACAUUCGCGUAAUCGGCCCGGGAGGCGUCAGUCAACCAGUGCAAAUGUCCAAAACCGACGCUACGACUUACAAAUGCCACUAUACGCCGGUUAAGGAAGGCCGUCACGUAGUAAUGAUCACAUAUGGCGGUAAAGAGAUUCCCAAGUCGCCCUUUGAGGUCAAUGUAGGUCCUUAUAAGGAGUCCAACAUCAAGGCUUUUGGACCUGGUCUGCACACCGGCGUCGUCGGUCAUCCAGCGAAAUUUACAGUAAACACAAACGGUGAGACCGGCGCCCUUGGCUUCUCCAUCGAAGGCCCAUCCAAAGCGAAGAUAGAAUGCAACGAUAAUGGCGAUGGAACCGCCGAUGUUUCUUAUUUGCCUACCGCGCCAGGCCAAUACGCGGUCCAUAUCCUCUGCGAUAACGAGGACAUUCCUAAAUCGCCUUAUAUCGCGACUAUUUCGCCGAAGACCGAUUUUGAUCCAGAGAAGGUUGAAGUUUACGGACCAGGAAUUCAGCCAGAAGGUGUUGCCAAAGACGAACCGACGAAUUUUACGAUUGAUGCGAGAGAAGCCGGUCAGGCGGCUCUGGAAGUUGCCAUUCAAGAUGCUCUUGGAAAAGAAGUUCCUCUUAGAUUAGGCGACAACCGAAAUGGCACUGUUCAAGCGUAUUACACACCUAUAUCUAGCUCCCCACAUGUUGUGAUGGUGAAUUAUGGCGGAGUGGCUACGAAGAAAUCUCCAUACAGAGUUAAGAUAGCUUCGCCCUUGAAUCCUGCUAUGGUCUCCGCCUUUGGCCCCGGUCUUGAGAAAGGUGUGAAAUCUAACGUUCCCACACAUUUCAAUGUCGACUGUCGCGAGGCUGGCCCCGGUAAAUUGGACGUUAAAAUGCUGAAUCCUGAAGGCCGAGAACUUCCAAUUUCAUUAACGGAUAAUGAAGACGGCACGUACGUCGUGGACUACAUGCCACCACAGCCAGGAAACUAUACAGUGAAUCUCAACUAUGGCGGAUUGAAGGUACCUCAAUGCCCCAUUAAGAUCAACGUUCAGCCUCAUGUGGACGUGUCCAAGGUUAAAGUGGAUGGUCUGGCACCAACGGCCCCGGUGAACAGCCUGCAGCAAUUCCGCGUGAUAACGCAGGAGGCGGGCAGGGCGGCGGACUUCCAGGUGGCGAUCACGACUCCGUCCGGCAAUCGGGUCAAGGCGCACGUGGUGCCGACUCACGAGGGCUACCUGGUUAACUUUACCCCAACCGAGCUAGGCGAAUAUCUGCUGGGAAUCAGCUUCGGCGGCGAGCCAAUCUCGAAUCAGCCGUAUCGGCUGACCUGCGUUCAUGGCUCCGAUCCGGGCAAGGUGCGGGCUUCGGGACCUGGUCUCUCCCACGGUGUGGUGAACAAGCCGGCCGAGUUCGUGAUCGACACGCGUGGAGCUGGCCAAGGUGGUCUCGGCGUGACCGUCGAGGGUCCUUGCGAAGCCGCGAUAAAUUGCAGAGACAACGGCGAUGGCACCUGCUCCGUCGCUUACCUGCCCACUGAGACCGGUGACUAUGGUAUCAACAUCACCUUCAACGAACAGCAUGUGCCGGGCUCGCCUUUCCAGGCCAUUGUCGUACCGGAUGCGGAUCUAUCCAAAAUCAGAGUCAGCGGGAACGGCAUCCAGCCACACGGAUUAUUCGUGAACAAGCAAACGUCAUUCACGAUAGACGCGAGAGAGAUCACCAAGUCGAAGACUGACGACGGUAAGGUGUCCUGUGUCAUAAAUAAUCCCAGUGGCGGUAAAACCGAGAAGCUCAUCAUCCCCCAGGGUGAUGGCACUUACUGCGUCAGUUACACGCCUUUCGAGGAGGGUUGCUACACCAUUGACAUUCUUUACGACAACGUACCCAUCCCGGGUUCACCAUUCUCUGUCAACGUACAACGCGCCUCCGAUCCCAGCAAGUGCCGUGCAUAUGGUCCUGGUUUGGAGCAAGGCAUCACGGACAAAACAAACUAUUUUACGGUGGAGACUAAAGGGGCUGGUAAUGGUGGUUUGGGUGUGUCGAUUACGGGUGACGGAGAGGUCAGAGCGGAAGCCAGGGAAAAAUGGGAUGGUUCCUGCGAUGUCGAAUAUGUUGCCAAGGAAUCUGGUGACUACGAAAUCGAUAUUAAAUUUGCUGAACAGAGCAUACCCGGUUCGCCGUUCAAGAUCAAAGUUAUAUCACCGAAAAAGAAUGUGAUCGCUUACGGACCCGGUCUGCACAUGGUACGCGAGGGUGUGCCCGCCAAGUUCACGGUAGACGCAUCAAAAUGCGACAAACAGGCACCGGUGAAAGUACGCAUGUCGCCUAACUUGGGACAGGAGCCUCAGAUCAAGAGCAAAGGUGACGGUCUGUACGAGGUGACAUAUCAGCCACCGCCUGCUGGAAGUAACGUGCGGCUUGAUGUUACUUUCGAUGAUGACAACAUCAACGGCAGUCCGUUCGAUGUGAAAGUUCUGCCCUUCGUAGAGCCAAACAAGGUAACUUUAUCGGGUCCCGGGGUGGCGCCCUUUUGCACUGCCUCCUUCCCGAUUGACUUCAUCGUGGACACUUCUAAUGCUGGUUACGGCGAUCUUGAAGUGCAAGUUGUGGGACCGGAUCAAGUGCCGCGUAAGGUAGUAGUGCAGGAUCUCGGCGACGGAAAGUAUAAGGCAACCUAUCUGCCGGACGACUGCGGUCGCUACAAAGUCAACGUGAAAUACGGCGGUAAGGAAGUGCCGAACAGCCCGGUGACCGUGCAGAGCACAUCUAUCGGCUCGGCGAACAAUUGUAAAAUCAAAGAGGGCAUUCAGCACACUUUGGCUCAGGGCGAGGAAUACUGCAUUACCGUGGACACUGAAAAUGCAGGCCGCGGAGCAGUGACCUGCCGCAUCCGCUCCACUACUGGAAGUGAAGUCGUUGACAUUGACAUAGAAGACAACGGCGAUGGCACAGUCAACAUUUACUAUACUGUUGCUGAUGCGGGAGACUACACCCUUAGCAUUAAAUUUGGCGGUCAACCGGUGCCUGAUGGAUUCUAUACCUUCACAGCAUCCGAGGAGUAUCGGGAACAUAGCACGCACAAAACUCAACGAGGUCGCAAAACACGGCAGAAACAAAAUCAACACGUUGUCGAGCAGCGUAGCACAACCCUACAGGAAAGCUCUACUGUCACUACAAAACGUAGCAGCCAGCAGGAGCUAUCAAAAAAGAAUUUCAACGUUAUCCGAUUGAACUCCAUCCCACUACCUCUCCCGAGCGGAGGCACAGUUACUUCUGAAGUGAAGAUGCCUAGCGGAAACGUGGACAAGCCAGUUAUCGAGGACAAUCAUGAUGGUACGGUAUCUAUCAAGUACGAGCCGAGGGAAGAGGGCCUUCAUGAGAUUUAUGUGAAAUUUAACGGUGAACACGUCCAGGGUUCUCCCUACAAAUUCCAUGUCGAUUCUUUGGCGAGUGGAUAUGUAACAGCGUAUGGACCAGGUUUGGUUUACGGCGUUUGCGGUGAACCUGGAAACUUCACCAUCUCGACGAAAGGUGCCGGUGCGGGUGGUCUUUCGUUGGCUGUCGAAGGGCCCAGUAAAGCCGAAAUAAGCUGUCACGACAACAAGGAUGGCACGGUAUCGGUAUCUUAUCUGCCUACCGCACCCGGAGAAUACAAAAUUACCGUUAAGUUCGGCGAUAAGCAUAUCAGAGGCAGUCCUUUUGUCGCAAAAAUUACGGGCGAGGGCCGUAAGAGGAAUCAGAUCUCUGUAGGUUCUUCUAGCGAGGUGCAGCUGCCGGGUAAGGUGUCCGACGCUGAUAUCAAAUCUCUAAACGCGUCCAUCACGGCACCCAGCGGUCUGGAGGAGCCGUGUUUCCUAAAGAAGAUGCCGGGAAGCGGUAACAUGUGUGUGUCGUUUACGCCACGUGAAGCAGGCGAGCAUACCGUGAGCGUGAAGAGAAUGGGCAAGCACAUACCGAAUUCCCCCUUCAAGAUCGACGUGAAGGAUCGCGAGGUCGGUGACGCGAAGAAAGUUAAAGUUUCCGGUCCCGGUCUGAAGGAGGGUAAGACCCAUGUGGAGAACAAAUUCUCGAUUGAUACGAGGAAUGCUGGUUUUGGUGGUCUCUCCCUUUCGAUGGAAGGCCCGAGCAAAGCCGAGAUCCAAUGCAAGGACAACGAGGACGGCACUCUUAACAUCUCUUACAAGCCCACCGAGCCCGGUUAUUACAUCAUGAAUUUGAAGUUUGCGGACCACCACGUCGAGGGCUCGCCAUUCACCGUCAAAGUUAGCGGAGAGGGUAGCAACCGGCAGAGAGAGAAGAUUCAAAGACAGCGAGAGGCUGUGCCAAUUACCGAGGUCGGCAACCAAUGCAAACUGACCUUCAAGAUGCCUGGUAUCACAUCCUUCGAUCUCGCCGCCACUGUCACGUCACCCGGUGGUGUCACCGAAGAUGCCGAGAUCAAGGAGGCCGAGGAUGGCAUCUACGCGGUAGCAUUCGUACCUAAGGAGUUGGGCGUGCACACGGUGUCCGUGCGUUACAAGUCCAUGCACAUCCCUGGCUCGCCUUUCCAGUUCACUGUAGGUCCGCUCAGGGACGGUGGUGCGCACAGAGUUCACGCGGGUGGACCCGGUCUAGAAAGGGGAGAGCAAGGUGAACCAUGCGAAUUCAACAUCUGGACCAGGGAAGCGGGCGCGGGUACUCUUGCCGUCUCCGUCGAGGGGCCUAGCAAGGCACAAAUAGAUUUCAAGGAUCGCAAGGACGGCAGUUGUUACGUUAGCUACGUCGUUAGCGAACCCGGCGAAUAUAGGGUGGGAAUCAAGUUCAACGAUCAGCACAUCCCUGACUCGCCGCACAAGGUUUACAUCUCACCGGCGAUGGGCGACGCACACAAACUCGAGGUCGCGCAAUUUCCCGAAAGCGGAGUGCAGCCCGACAAGCCCUGCACCUUCCUGGUGCGCAAGAACGGCGCCAAGGGUGAACUGGAUGGGAAGCUUGUAUCACCAAGCGGCACCCAGGACGAUUGCUUCAUCCAGAGUAUUGAUGCGGACACAUACUCGGUAAGAUUCAUGCCGACGGAGAACGGUAUCCAUCAAAUCCAUCUCAAGUUCAACGGAGUGCAUAUGUCGGGUAGUCCGUAUCGUGUCAAAGUUGGUAAAGUGGACGCUGAUCCAGCGGCGUUGCACGCCUAUGGCAACGGUCUAAAGGAGAUCAAGACCGGUCAGAAAACCGAUUUCAUCAUCGAUACCUGCAAUGCGGGCAGCGGAGCGCUGGGAGUUACUGUGGAUGGACCCAGCAAGGUCGCUAUGGAUUGUACCGAAGUCGAGGAGGGUUACAAGGUCAGGUACACGCCUUUGGUACCAGGCGAUUAUUAUAUCAGCAUCAAGUACAACGGCUACCACAUCGUCGGUUCACCAUACAAGGUUCCUUGCACAGGCGCGGAUUUGGCGGAGAGAGGCGCGCAAGAGACAAGCUCGAUCGUUGUAGAGACUGUGCAAAAGAUAUCGAAAAGCAAGCAGAUUGGACCGGUAUUGCCAUUGUUUAAGUCUGAUGCGGGCAAGGUGACGAGUAAAGGCAUGGGCCUCAAGAAAGCUUACUUAGGAAAACAAAAUCAAUUCACUGUGCAUGCGGGAGACGCUGGUAAUAAUAUUCUCUACGUGGGCGUGUACGGGCCCAAAGGACCAUGUGAGGAGGUCUUUGUAAAGCACACAGGCCGGAACAAUUACAACGUGAGUUACCUGGUGCGCGAGCGGGGCGAAUACAUCGUGAUCGUCAAAUGGGGCGACGAUCACAUCCCCGGUUCACCUUAUAAGGUCGAGAUUUAAGCCGAAUCAGCAUCCAGAUCAGACGUAACGCGUCUGUAACCGCAACGACGGUCAAUAAAAUAGAGUCAUGCGUCAUUUCGUUGUAAAUUGCAUGGGUCUUCGAGUUCAUAUUCAUCUUCGCCAAGUACAGAAACGAAUUAAGUGCCAAUUUAGAUUUUCGAACGUAAAUUUGUAAUUUAACAUUAACUAUUGUUGAAAGAUACGUCUAAAACGAUCCGGCCUACGUUGAAACGACGCAUGUUAAAUCAAUUUCUAGAAUAGCAGUCGUACACAGAAGACAAUUAUGACGCUCUGAUGAUAAAAUUAUGAUGUGACUUCUCGCCAACAUAAUUCAUUCGUUCAUUCUUUCAAAGUCUUGGGGAUAAUUUUGACAUCUUAGAAUUGACGAUUUUUGCUGAAUUCGCGAAACAGAGUAGAAUCGCAAUUAGAAGUUAAAAACGACGAAGGAACAUGUAGGUCAAUUACUGUUGUUUGUUCAAAAACACCAAUCGUGCCUUUGAUUCGAUAUGAUACAUACAGAGAUAUAUUAUUCGACAGAAUCACACACAUGCAGUACCAUAUACAAAGACAUAUGCUAAGACGCUUCAUGUCGCACCCAAGUCAAAUCUUGAUUAUGUUAUAUAUUAUUGAUUAUUGGGGAAACAAUUGAAACGGUCCCUCAUCGAUUUUAAUGAGUUUUAUUAUA
Trachymyrmex septentrionalis is the source of this 8275-nucleotide messenger RNA. RefSeq names its product filamin-A (gene cher). Gene Ontology annotation, molecular function: actin filament binding. Bases 286 to 7590 code for a protein of 2434 amino acids. Lineage: Eukaryota; Metazoa; Arthropoda; Insecta; Hymenoptera; Formicidae. Gene Ontology annotation, biological process: actin cytoskeleton organization. The transcript is spliced from 24 exons. The record is from RefSeq and is a predicted model, not a curated record.